AUGGAAGCAACAGAUGAAUACUAUGAUAGCGUCGACUUGCACAUCAGAUGGUCUGAUAGACAGGACCUUAUCUUACGUGUAUCGCCAGACGAGACCAUCCAUACCAUCAAAGAAAAGAUACGGCAAUCCUCUAGUAGGAUAGAAAGCAAAUACAUUAGACUGAUACACAACGGCAGAGUGCUUGAGGACCCAAAGACGCUGAAAGAGUAUGGUGUGGGGAAGAUUAUUCGAACAGACUCGAAAGCCAAAUUAGAGCCACCUUCGCCAGUCUACUUUCAUUGCUCGUUGUCUGACUACAUUCCAGAAACACCUAGCUCACAAAAUAAUCAGCCUCAAAUGACUCCACCGACAGGAUUUGAUCGACUUCGAGAAUCAGGAUUCACAGAAGAGGAUAUACGAAACAUACGAACCCAAUUUCAUAGACUACAUGGCACACCAUUUGAAGAGGGCCCGACAGAGGAAGCUAGAAAUCUAGAGGAGCAGUGGAUGGACAAUACGGGCGAGACAUUGCCAGAUGGAACCAUUCAAGGAACAUACAAGGAAAUGAUGUGGGGACUGAUGCUGGGCUUUUUUCUCGGCAUCAUAUGCUUGUUCUGGUUUCGAGAAUCCGUGUUUUCAAGACGACAUCAAAUGGGCAUCGUUGCUGGUAUUUUGAUCAAUAUCUCGUUUGGUGUGCUCCAUGUUUACUAUUAA
Mucor velutinosus is the source of this 693-nucleotide messenger RNA. RefSeq lists its product as uncharacterized. The record is from RefSeq and is a predicted model, not a curated record. NCBI's taxonomy places the organism in Eukaryota, Fungi, Mucoromycota, Mucoromycetes, Mucorales, Mucoraceae. The transcript is spliced from 4 exons. Bases 1 to 693 code for a protein of 230 amino acids. Gene Ontology annotation, cellular component: Dsc E3 ubiquitin ligase complex; endoplasmic reticulum. Gene Ontology annotation, molecular function: protein binding.